ACAAUAUUUAGAAACUGGCGUUGAUGGCCAUUAUCUAUAUGACUUGGUUUUAUUUUCCUUUAUUAUUCAUAAUUUGAUGAGUUAAAUUUCAAACGUGGGCUAAAAUGGACAUGGACAGAAGUACUCGAGUUUUUAAGUCUCCACUCUUCUUAUGGGUACGAACAUUCGUUGCUGCUGAGUUAGCGGACCUAACGGAUUUCGUUGAUGGCUAUCUUUUGAACAAAAUCAUGACAGAAAUCGACCCUGCCUUUUUUGGUACGACAUUUGUUCAUUCCAAUGUUAAUGACGAUGUGAGCUUACGGAUUCACAAUUUAGAGCAUUUGUUACGAUCUAUAAAGAACUUUUAUAAGGAGAAACUUCAGCAAGUCAUAAUCAUGGAAACUCCUGAUGUUUUUCUCAUGGCAAAUGAACCUGAAAGUGAUGAAUGUAUUCAAGAAUUAAAGAAAAUUCUUCUGCUCGUUCUUGGUUGUGCUGUUCAGUGUGAACGAAAAGAGUUCUUUGUGGAGAAAAUUACUGCUUUGGAUGAAAGCAUUCAACAAGAGUUAGUCAUAUAUAUUCGUGAGAUUACGGAAAAGUUUGAUAAAGUUUUUUCUGUUCAACCCGACGAAAUAGCGGCUUUAUCUCACGAAGAUCUUUUGUCGUAUUGUGAACAGAUGCACCAGCAAAUGAUUGUAUUAGUCAAUCAAAGGGACUCUGCCCAACAGGAGAUACAUCAAAUAUUGGUUGACAGAAGUAUUGUGUCCAAGGAGAUAAAUGGAAGUAUCUCUCGUGUAAGCUCGCCUCCUCUCAGUCCGACCAACUCUGAAAUAAUGUUUGCCGAGAGAGAAAAAUUAAAGAAAGUUCACGAAGAAUUGUAAGA
This is a messenger RNA of Xenia sp. Carnegie-2017, 859 nucleotides long. RefSeq names its product protein Daple-like. Gene Ontology annotation, biological process: cytoplasmic microtubule organization; cytoskeleton-dependent intracellular transport. The transcript has 10 exons. Gene Ontology annotation, molecular function: dynein light intermediate chain binding; microtubule binding. Gene Ontology annotation, cellular component: centrosome; cytoplasm. The record is from RefSeq and is a predicted model, not a curated record. Lineage: Eukaryota; Metazoa; Cnidaria; Anthozoa; Malacalcyonacea; Xeniidae. Bases 105 to 857 code for a protein of 250 amino acids.